AUGAGCAAGUGGUCUGAUAUCGUGUUCUGGGACAGCACGUACAGGCUCCUAAACAACAAUUUUGUGUUAUCCUUAUUCCACGUAGAAGACUCGAAUGGCUUCACUAGAACCGUCGGAGUAGGCCUGCUAGCCAACGAAGAGGCGGAAACUUUCAAAUGGCUUCUAACAUGUUUUCGUGAAGCCAACCCUGAAGCUUGUCUGAAAAUUAGGUCCAUUAUGACCGACAAGGAUCCUUCUGAGAGAGCAGCCUUGAGGGAAAUUUUUCCAGAAGUUAACCUCCUGAUUUGCAGUUUUCACGUCCAACAAAUUUUCCAUCGACAAAUAACUGUUGGAAAAAGGGGGGUAACGAGCGAGGAAAAAGAUGACCUCCUUUUAAUUUUGCGAAAACUAGUGUACAGCGAAUCGGAGGAAGAUUACGAUGAAACGUACACUGAAUUUUGUGAAGUUGCUCCAGAAGAAGUGAUCGAUUAUUAUAACACCAACUGGCAUUCGAUAAAAGACGAGUGGGUCCUGUAUCGUAUGAAUGCUCACGGAAAUUUGAAUAAUAAUACAAAUAAUAGAGCAGAAUCGACACAUGCCAAGGGUAAACAAAUAGUUCCACUACACAGCAGUCUGGUAGAGUUCGGCAAAAACAUUUUUGUUUUCUUUCGGGCACAAGCGCGUCAAAUCAAGAUCAAAAGCGGAAAACUGAUGACUACAAAAUCAGCAGAAGCUUUUACAACCGCAGAUGAAAAAAACUAUUGUGAGUUGUUAACUCCAAAAGCCUUUGCCGAAUUGCAACCAGAACUGCUGGAGUACCCUGACGUUCAAAUCAUGAGUAGCAAUGUCGCUCAAAAAGAGUGUUCUUUCGAAUUAAACGGAAGGACAAUCACGAGUUCUUUAACUAAAUGCAAAUGUCUGAAAAAUCGUUCAAUGUUUCUGCCUUGCAAACAUGUAUUUGCUACUCGUGAUUUCUUCGAGCAACCACUUUUUGAUAAAACGUUGUGUGCAGAAAGAUGGUUGAGAGGGUAUAGUGUACAAUGCGAUACUGAAAUUUCCAAACUCACACACUUCCCUAAUUGUAGCCAAUCCUCAAACGGUAGCGUCACACAAAUUAGGCAGUCGAACGAACAUGUCACACUGGAAAAACUUGCAAAGAAGUAUGACACUUCGUUCAACUUGCUGGCUCACGUAGGCAGCUUGUCUGCGAAUCAAAACUUGCAGAACAAGAGUGACUGUUUGCAUGAUGUGAUGGAUUUGUGGGCGAAAGGGAAAAAUGUGCGACUUUCAAAAAUAACAAACAAUGAAUUGAAUGUUAUUCAAUGUACAUUGAAGUUGAAGUCGACAAAUGACAAAAGGCGUCAUCUUUUUUGUAUGAAAAAAACUCCUCGAGAAAUUCAGUUGUCAGAGAAAAAAAUCAAAAUACUAAAUCGACUGCUCUCACUGUGGAAGAAGAAUGUUCCAGUUAUUGCUAAAGAGUCAGAUGGCGAUUGUAGUUUAAAUGAUAGUGCGACCUUGAAUACUAGCGAGAUUAACGUACCGGAACCAACUUUGAUCAAAGGACGACCGAGACAAGCGUUCGAUACGUACAUUAAGUAUAAGACAUUGUAUUUAUUAUCCAAAUUCUUUAAACAACUUAUUCCUAUUCCAAGUAAACGUGAUGUAAAAAGAAAUUUGCCAUCCUCUUUCAAAACAAACAAGGAGUACUCAAAUGUGUUUUGCAUAAUCGAUUGUUUUGAAAUAGAGAUAGAAAAACCAUCUAAUCCUAUAAAUCAGUCCCUAACAUGGUCACAGUACAAAAAUGCUAAUACACUUAAGUACCUGAUAGCUUCAACUCCCGAUGGUUUCAUUAACUUUGUAUCUGCUGGAUAUGGUGGUCGUAUAUCUGAUACUAAUAUAGUAGAAAGCUGUGGUUUCCUAGACAUACUCCCACUUAACUGUACUGUAUUGGCAGACAGAGGCUUUAAACAUAUAGAUACCAUAUUAAGCAGGAAACAAAUUAAACUUCUUCGGCCACCCAGUGCGUCAAAGGAUAUGAAACUAUCAAAAGUAAAGUCAUCGCUAGUCUACGGAUAUAUGUGGAAAGGUGUCAAGUUCCCGAUCCGAACUCAACCCAAGGUCACAGCAUUUACCAUUCUAAACCGGAAAAAUCCCGGUAUCCUGAAUCACGAAGAGAGUCCAUUGUGCAGCAAGCGGUAUCUAGCUGUUGAGGCAUACACGCCUGACGCAGCUCUGUAUCUGGAUACAGAUACACCGACC
Messenger RNA from Brenthis ino (lesser marbled fritillary), 2238 nucleotides. NCBI's taxonomy places the organism in Eukaryota, Metazoa, Arthropoda, Insecta, Lepidoptera, Nymphalidae. The record is from the annotation of a GenBank genome assembly.